Amphiprion ocellaris (clown anemonefish) is the source of this 5432-nucleotide messenger RNA. RefSeq names its product SRY-box transcription factor 5 (gene sox5). Gene Ontology annotation, molecular function: DNA-binding transcription factor activity, RNA polymerase II-specific; RNA polymerase II cis-regulatory region sequence-specific DNA binding. Gene Ontology annotation, cellular component: nucleus. Gene Ontology annotation, biological process: positive regulation of chondrocyte differentiation; regulation of transcription by RNA polymerase II; cell fate commitment. The record is from RefSeq and is a predicted model, not a curated record. Bases 367 to 2784 code for a protein of 805 amino acids. The transcript has 19 exons. Lineage: Eukaryota; Metazoa; Chordata; Actinopteri; Pomacentridae.
AGCACCCAAACCACCAUCACCAGCAGCAGCAGCAGCAGCGGCAGCAGCAGGAACGGCAGCAGCAGCAGCAGCCUCCCCGACCUCCAUCACCUCCCUGCCUUCUUUUUUUUUUUUUUCCUUCCUGGGAGAAACCAGCCAGAGUCACAGUAAAGACCGACUCCAGCAGCAUCCGAGUUGGAUGUCUCACUGAUGGGUAUUCCCUCCGCUGCAGAGCCACCUCUCUGGGGACGCUUGUAGGAGUGAAGCGGCGCAGUGGACAGAGCGGCUGAUUUCCAGACAAUCUCCUCUUCGGGUUUCUCAUCAAAUAACUGUCUGGCUGUGUUUUUGUGCGUCAGACAGAUUUCGUCAGAGCCGGGAAGCUGCUAGAUGUUAAGGGCUAUGAAGAACGCUGAGUCUGAAGACAGGAUGUCUUCCAAGCGACCAGCCUCUCCAUAUGGGGGGACAGAUGGAGAGGUAACCAUGGCAACCAGCAGACAGCGAGUGGAGGAUGAGGAGAGCGAAGGACUGGGUGGUGUCAUCCAUCUCCCCCUGGCCUCCUACUGCGGCAAGGUGUCCCCUCGCUCGCCCCCCAACCGCAACUUGGACAGCCCCCCCAACAUGGAGCAGGAUGGCACUAAGGGGAGCUCACUGAGUCCUUACCCCCAGCACAAUGCUACCUCACCGGGCAAAGAGGAGGGUGGAGGCAGCGGGCGGCCCUGCAGCGACGGAGGCUCGGCCGGCGGCACCCUGGGAACCCCGGAGAGACGCAAGGGCAGCCUGGCCGACGUGGUGGACACACUGAAGCAGCGCAAGAUGGAGGAGCUGAUCAAAAACGAGCCAGAAGAGGCCCCCAGCAUUGAGAGGCUGUUGUCAAAGGACUGGAAGGAUAAACUUUUGGCCAUGGGCUCAGGGCACAUUGGAGAAAUUAAAGGUACCCCAGACAGCCUGGCGGAGAAAGAGCGCCAGCUCAUGGGCAUGAUUGGCCAGUUGAGCAGCCUGAGGGAGCAGCUCCUGGCGGCCCACGAGGAGCAGAAGAAGCUGGCCGCCUCGCAGAUGGAGAAGCAGAGGCAGCAGAUGGAGCUGGCCAAGCAGCAGCAGGACCAGAUUGCCCGGCAACAGCAGCAGCUUCUGCAGCAGCAACACAAAAUCAACCUCCUGCAGCAACAAAUCCAGCAGGUCCAGGGCCAGCUCCCGCCGCUGAUGAUUCCCGUCUUUCCUCCAGACCAGCGGACUCUGGCGGCGGCUGCAGCCCAGCAGGGCUUCCUAAUGCCCCCUGGCUUCAACUACAAGCCUGGCUGCAGUGACCCCUACCCUCUCCAGCUCAUCCCCACAACGAUGGCCGCCGCUGCAGCCGCCACACCAGGCCUGGGACCCCUCCAGCUCCAGCAGUUGUAUGCCGCCCAGCUGGCAGCCAUGCAGGUCUCUCCAGGGGCCAAGCAGCACGGAGGCAGCCUCCCCCCUCAGGCCAACCUGGGCACACACUCCCCACCCACCAACACACACCCACAGAGCGACAAGGGCCGCAGCUCCCCGCCACCCAAGACCAAGGACAGUGAGGGUGCACAGCCACUGAACCUGUCGGCCAAGCCUAAGGCAUCCGAGAGCAAGUCACCCAACUCCCCCCCAACUUCCCCACAGGUCCCUGCUGCUGCUGCCGCCACCAAGCUGGGCCCUGCCGGCUCCAUGAAGCACAGCGUCGCCCCCUCCAGCAUUGGAGGACCGCCGACCAGAGUCAGCUCGAUAGAAGACAAAGACGCUCAGCGUGAGUCUCACCUGCAUCUUCAGUCGCUGCUAAUGAAUGAAUAUCGGAAUUACACCAAAACCCCACGUGCCACAGCAGACUUGUUGUCAUCGCUGUCCUCAACAGCCUACCUGAACGACCACGAGGCGGUGACCAAGGCCUUCGCCGAGGCCCGGCAGAUGAAGGAGCAGCUGAAGCGAGAGCAGCAGGUCCUGGACGCCAAGGUGGCCGCCGUCAGCAACCUCAGCCUCAACAACGGCCGCUCAGACAAGGACAAAGCUGCCUUGGAGAGUCUGAGUCAACAGCUGAAGCAGCAGGCGGAGGACAAGUUCAGCCAUGCCAUGCUGGACUUCACCAUGAGCGGAGACUCUGACGGCUCCCCUAGCGUGUCUGACUCCAGAAUAUUCCGCGAGGCUCGGGGUCGGAGCAGCAGUGAGCCGCACAUCAAGCGACCGAUGAACGCUUUCAUGGUUUGGGCCAAGGACGAGCGGCGAAAGAUCCUCCAGGCCUUCCCCGACAUGCACAACUCCAACAUCAGCAAGAUCCUCGGCUCCCGCUGGAAAGCCAUGACCAACCUGGAAAAGCAGCCCUACUACGAGGAGCAGGCUCGCCUCAGCAAGCAGCACCUGGAAAAGUACCCCGACUACAAGUACAAGCCGCGGCCCAAACGCACCUGCCUGGUGGACGGCAAGAAGCUGCGCAUCGGCGAGUACAAGGCCAUCAUGAGGUCCCGCAGACAAGAAAUGAGGCAAUACUUCAGCGUGGGGCAGCAGGGCCAGCUGCCCCUGUCCUCUGCAGGCGUAGUUUACCCCGGCGCCUUGUCCAUGGCGGGGAUGCCGUCGCCCCAGAUGCCCUCGGAGCACUCGAGCAUGUCCAGCAGCCCUGAGCCCAACGCCAACCACCACCAGAACCCCCACAUGCCUGGCCUGAAGGGCGACGAGCCACGGAUCAAGGAGGAGGAGCUGCGGUUAGACGACAGCAACGGCGACGUGUAUGACGACUUCGACUACGAGGACGAAGAGGCCGACUACACCAGCGACAACGAGAACCACAUCACCCAAUAGGACGGCGCUGGAAUCCACGCUGCCCACUUUUGAAGCCAAUCACUGCUGGUUUAAAUCACACAAUCCCACCAAUCAGGAAGGAAACUCUUGCCAAUCACCUUGAGAACCGAUUCCCCCCCCCUUAAAAACGCCACCCGUUGUCCCUCCUGACUAACAUGGACUCUUUAACGGAGCCAAACUUACCCCCCGUCUCCCACCGGAGUCCUGAUACCAGCAUCUGAUCAAUCAACUGAAGCACAGGACCUGUCACUCACACUGACUGUUACACGAACUGGGACGGAGGUGGAGAAGCCAGUUUCUGAAGGAAUAUUCGAGUACUACUGCAGGAGUGUAACGCCACGAGUGAGGAGAACUUUUAAAAAUCCGCUCUCAGAAAGCAAACCUUUUAGCCCCGUUUGUAGAAAAAAGGAGACAUUUCAAAAAUGAAAAAACAGUGGACCUGUCAAAGGCGAACAGAUGACACUUUAAGAUGGCGGACCUGUUUAUUAUCAAGAGACACUUUUAAAAAAAACAGCUUUUUUUGUUCUUUGGUUCUAUAAUAUUCUCACUCAGGUACACGGUGCCAAUAAGUGGCUUGUGAAUGUGAUUUGUUGUUUUUGUGCUACAAGUUUGAAUAAUAAUAGAAAAAAGAGACAUUUCUUUUUCCCCCUUUUUUGUUGUAAAGCACCUGAAAGACAUCAGACGUUUAUUUUUAACAAAAAGAUUUUUUUUUCUUCAACCUCGCAGCGUGCCGUCAGCGGUUCCUCCCCCGAUUCCUCUUUUUUUUUCUCUUGUGUUUUCGUGACCAACCCCAACUUUCCCCCGUUUUGGAAUCCAAUGGGACGGUCCAGCCAGGACUGACCAAGCACAGCGUGGACUGUCCCAAAUGAAAAAAAAAAGGGGUGGGGGAGUCUCUCUCUUCUGGAGCAGAAACGAAAGCACUGUGUUGUGAGACAAUCUUUCUUCUCGCUCCGUCCCUCUGAAUUUUUCCUGAUCUCGUCCAGGGCAAAAACAACAUCGGUAGCUGGAAAGAAAAAAAAAUGAGUGUGUGUCCGUGUGCGCUCAUUCGCUUCUUUUUUUUUGUUUUUUUAGUGCAAAAAAAAAAGAAGAAAAGAAGCAAGUAAUUAUUUACCGCACACAAACACACAACUGUUGUUCUGUCCGUCAGUGUUUUUCCCUCUAAUCACGUCGUCCUGCUGUAACCCAGUGGGCGGAGCCGAGGCGAAGUCAGCCAGUCAGUGUUUCCGUUUGUAUUUGAAUACUGUAUUUUAUUAUUUUUCUCUUCAAAACUGCCUCUAGUCUAAUAAUAUUAUUAACAAUAAUUAUAAGGAUGGUCAGCGUUUCCUAAGUUUAGUAAGUUAUGUACAGUAUAAUUUAUUUUUCUCCUCUAUUGGGUUUUCAUGACCAUAUGAAACUAUGACAGUCAAUGAAACAUUAUUCUAUUUAGCUGGUAGGUAUUUAGAUCUAAACUAAAGUUUUUUUUUGUUCCCUUCCUUUGAUAUUUUGUAUUAAUCGUGCAGACGGGUGGGCUUGAGGCCAGCCCUUCUUUUUUUUUUCAUGUCCAAACCCAUUUCUAAGAAGCACUCAGACUCUGAGGAAAAGAAGAACAUCUUUUUUUGAAUUAUUAUUAUUAAUUGUUAUUAUUUUAUUUGUAAUGAUUAUCAUAAUGUAUAAUGUGAAAGUUUCCUCUCUUUUUUUUAAAUUUUUUUAAUUUUGUUUUCUGUGAACAAAGAGACCCCCGUCCCCUUGUUUUUACUACUCCGGCCGCCCAGACGCAGUGGAACAUCCUUUAGAUUCGGAUCCACAUACAUGCACAUGAGCAACAUUUGAAAAUUAAGAGAUUAUCAUGACAACCAAACAAAUCCUAUGCUGUCCUUUUUUUCCCCCCAUUUUAAAAUCCUGUACAUAUAUUGUGUGAUCGCAGUGAUUUUUUAUUUUUUUUGCUAAAUCAUAGGAAAGCAGUGUUUACCGUGAUCCGCCGAGGAUGUUCCACUGUGUGACCAGGCGAAUCUUUUACAGUAUCUUUAUCUCAUCAGGAGCCCUUUUGCUUUGUUUGAGCUCCACGUGAUGCUACAGGAGCCAUGACUACUCUUCAGGUGUGCCGUCACAUAGUGAUCCCCCCUAAACUCACAAUCAUUUAUUCUCGCUAUAGGUGUUUUUGCUACAUAUCGAGCUUCUGGGUCUUAAUUUUUUUGCUGUAUAGUCACAUAAACAUUGUUUAAACCCCUAUGCUGGAGAGAGGGGAUCCAUUUCAGGAGGGUGGGUGGGGCAUUAGGGCAUCAAUCAUCCCUGCUGGCAAGGUCUUACCCCCAUAUCAAGACAAUGAGAAGUGAUAAUGAUAUUAUUUAAGACAAUCAAAGUCAUGAGUGGAGCUCAAAACAAAGUUAUUACAAGAAAAAAAAACGAAAAAUAUCUUACCAUCUCAACUUGAAAAAUCAAGAAAGAUAAUUAUGUAAAUAUAACAUAGAGUUAUAGAUUUAUAUUUUGUUCAUAACACAGUGUAAUAUAAGUUGUAUAUUUCUUUUUUUUCUCUCCCUACUGUCUCUUUUAUUGAUGUUAUCCAUGCCACAGAAAAAGCAAAGAGUCGCAGUGCUCUCACAAAAAAAAUUUGAAGAAAAAUAUCAAAGAAAUAAAGAAAAACAGAAAAAAAAAGCCGUGGGCUGCCACCA